Perognathus longimembris pacificus (Pacific pocket mouse) is the source of this 2656-nucleotide messenger RNA. RefSeq names its product homeobox A11 (gene Hoxa11). Lineage: Eukaryota; Metazoa; Chordata; Mammalia; Rodentia; Heteromyidae. Gene Ontology annotation, molecular function: RNA polymerase II cis-regulatory region sequence-specific DNA binding; DNA-binding transcription factor activity, RNA polymerase II-specific. Bases 5 to 979 code for a protein of 324 amino acids. The record is from RefSeq and is a predicted model, not a curated record. The transcript has 2 exons. Gene Ontology annotation, biological process: anatomical structure development; regulation of transcription by RNA polymerase II. Gene Ontology annotation, cellular component: nucleus.
CCCAAUGAUGGAUUUUGAUGAGCGUGGUCCCUGCUCCUCUAACAUGUAUUUGCCAAGUUGUACUUACUACGUCUCGGGUCCAGAUUUCUCCAGCCUCCCUUCUUUUUUGCCCCAGACCCCGUCUUCGCGCCCAAUGACAUACUCCUACUCCUCCAACCUGCCCCAGGUCCAACCCGUGCGCGAAGUGACCUUCAGAGAGUACGCCAUUGAGCCCGCCACUAAAUGGCACCCCCGCGGCAAUCUGGCUCACUGCUACUCCGCGGAGGAGCUCGUGCACAGAGACUGCCUGCAGGCGCCCAGCGCGGCCGGCGUGCCUGGCGACGUGCUGGCCAAGAGCUCGGCCAACGUCUACCACCACCCCACCCCCGCCGUCUCCUCCAAUUUCUAUAGCACGGUGGGUAGGAACGGCGUCCUGCCGCAGGCUUUCGACCAGUUUUUCGAGACGGCCUACGGCACCCCGGAAAACCUCGCCUCCUCCGACUACCCCGGGGACAAGAGCGCCGAGAAAGGGCCCCCAGCGGCCACGGCGACCUCCGCGGCGGCGGCGGCGGCGGCGGCGGCGGGCGCGCCGGCAACUUCAAGUUCGGACGGCGGUGGCGGCGGCGGCGGCGGCGGCGGCGGCGGCGGCGGCGGCUGCCGGGAGGCGGCGGCGGCGGCGGAGGAGAAGGAGCGGCGGCGGCGCCCCGAGAGCAGUAGCAGCCCCGAGUCGUCUUCCGGCCACACUGAGGACAAGGCCGGCGGCUCCAGUGGCCAACGCACCCGAAAAAAGCGCUGUCCCUACACCAAAUACCAAAUCCGCGAGCUGGAGCGGGAAUUCUUUUUUAGUGUCUACAUUAACAAAGAGAAACGCCUGCAACUGUCCCGUAUGCUCAACCUCACCGACCGUCAAGUCAAAAUCUGGUUUCAGAACAGAAGGAUGAAGGAAAAAAAAAUUAACAGGGACCGUUUACAGUACUACUCAGCUAACCCACUCCUCUAAGGCUCUCGUGGGCUGGAAUUGGGUGGGGGGCUUCAUAUAUGGAAGAUAAUAUGCAGAUUUUGCCCUUGACAAGGUCAAGCCACAUGGUGACUUUUGAAAAAAGAGGUGUACAAGACAGAGGAGGCUGCACGGAGAUAAUGCAACAAGAGGAGGGAGGAUGGGACUCAUGGUUAAGAUCUCAAUGGUUGAUUGCUAUUAAUAAUUGGAUUCGGAGAGUUGUGCAUCAACUAGAAUGAAUGGUUGGGACCCCUGCUGGCUCACUCUGAGAGCCUGCAGACUAUUCAGAGGCUGGGUGUGGUCUCCGCUGGGGGACUGGGCCCCCUGCCAAGACCCCCUGGGGUCUACUUUCCCAAGACCCUCCACACAGAGCCUGCCUACCCUUAGGACUCCAAAGUCAAGAAGCCAUGUCCUCUCCAAGCUCCACUGCACUUGGGGACAGGACCAGGAGAAGAGGGGAGCACUUCUAGAUGCGGAAAAAGGGGUUGCUUUCCAAAGGCAAUGUGAAAGGCAGCUGGACCAAGAGGUGACCGGCAGGUGAGAACAGGCUUCAGGGAAGAGAAAUCUACUUCCCAGGUGGCAAUGAUGUUUUCCCCUCCUAGCUACUCACCUCAUAGUACCAUCCUAAGCCCCUAGCGACCACCUCCUAGAGCCCACCUGGAUUUUCUUCCUCCCAAAUGAGGAGUCUUCAUUCCAGUUUGCCACUGAGGCCCAGAGCCUGGUCCAAGAGCUGCAGGUUUCCCCUGAGGUGGAAGACUGAAAAAUCCAGAGGCUGUGCCUGGGCGGCUGGCCUCAAUCUCUGCAGGAAAUGCCUGUGGAGUGUGGCCGUUUGGUGAAGUCUCCACCACAUUUAAUGAAACUUGGAUUUUCUCAGAGUCAGGCAGCAUAGCUGUGGGCCUGGCCAGUGGGUCCAUGACUAUGGCUACAGGGGGCUGGAGUCCCCCACAAUCCCCAGUUCCGGUGCCGAACUCUGCCCUCAUUGGCUCAGAACUAGGCUUGGAAGCUUCUGGUGACCUUCCAAGACCUUGAGAGUGAUUUGGAAUUAUUUUAAAAGAUAAAUAUUAUAUUAUAUAUAUAUUUCCCUGAAGGAACCAAAGUGAAUUUUAAAAGAUGCAAUGUAGAGGGGGCGCAGAGAAAGGAUGAUGAAAAUAUUUAAAGGCUCUAUCUGUUUACAGUGUUCCACGGUUAAACUCGCUCACUGCUAAGAAUAUUUGAAUGUACGCUUCAUACAGGGAUGGUGUUCAAAUGACUUGUAAAUAAAGGAACCAUAACCUAAUUUGUUUCAAUACUUUUGUUUGCCAUUAUUUGAUUUCUUCUGGGUUUUGGAAAGCAGUGCAGCCCAUCAGGACCUGGGAAACAGGCGCCCUCCCUUUGAAUCUGUUCUGCCUCCCAAUGUUAAGGAAUGUCUGCUGUCUCUGUAAUGGGAGUGUUGGCUGGUUCUCGGACAUUACCCACCAUAUACAUUGCAGGAUGCACUCAGACAACAAGACACAAGGAAAAUAAAGACGGAAGAAACUUGAGUGAUGGGUUGUGGUGUGACAUUCCUCUCCCUGUUCUUCUUUUACUGCCAAAUGUCUCCCCUCCUUUGACAUCCUUUUACUGGCAAAGGGGCAAGUUACCACCUCCAUUCCCUUUCCAGAGAAUGAGAAGGUGACUGAAUUAGGAUUUGGAUACAGUAGG